Schistosoma mattheei is the source of this 369-nucleotide messenger RNA. The record is from the annotation of a GenBank genome assembly. Lineage: Eukaryota; Metazoa; Platyhelminthes; Trematoda; Strigeidida; Schistosomatidae.
AUGAUUCGUCUUCAACCUCAUGACAAGUUUGUUGCUGAAGUGGCAGUUCCCCAUAUAUUUUCAGACUUACCUGAAUCUAAAGUACUCUUCGUAGGCAACAAGACAUUUUAUUUCGAUGUUGGUUCUAAUAGAUUUGGUGUAUUUCUGCGUAUAUCCGAAGUUCGUGCUAACAUUCGUUCCUCAGUCACCAUACCUGAACAGCAUUGUACGCGAUUUUGUGAUAUUAUUACUGAGUUGGCAAACAAAAUGUCCAAUCAAAAGCUAACUAACGGAGUGUCUGAGAAUGGAAACAAUUCUGACCAACCAGAAGAAAAAGCUGAAGAUGAUGUAAAAGAAGAUACGAAUGGGGAUUCGUCGGUCGCAUCUUAA